AUGUUUGAGACUACGGAACUCCUUUGGCAUGAUCCAUUUCCUUGGUCGAGAAAGCUCCUUUAUCGCGUGAAGAUCCUUCAUCGUCCUCUGAUUGGUACCAUCCGCGUGUUCCUCAGCAUAGGUCCUACUUUGCUGGCGGAUUCUGGCAACAUCUACAACGACGUGCUGCGUGGAGGGCGGUUCGGCCCGUACUGCCAAUUGAUGCCGGAUAUCAUCUGGGCAAAUAUUAAGUACAGAUGCAACGUAACAAGGGCAUUGCAGCCCAGCAAAAGGGACAGCCAACUCAUGACCAAGAAAUAUGACAAGGUUCCUCAGGAGAUGUACGAUGGGUUGUCAGGAGCCCAACAAGCUCUGGUGGAGAUUGAAGAGUGGACGAUGUACCCGCCAUGCUGGGACUGCCACAGCCAUGCAUUUUGCACCAUUCUUGACACGAGCCACACUUGCACGUGUAACCCAGGCUAUGCUGGGGACGGCACUAAGUGUUCUAAUCCAUGUCACAGCACAGUGUGCCCCGAGGGAAAGUUCUGUAACCAUAUACUCACGGCGCCUUUCUACACCUGCGACGCAUAUCCGGCUUGGUCGCUGCUACAGCCCUUGUGCCCGAAAGGAGAGGCCGGUGAUGGCACCACGUGUGGCCCCGACAGGGAUAUGGACGGAAGGCCCGACGCGGACCUAGGGUGCCUCGACGAGCGCUGCCGAUUAGACAACUGCAUCGACAUAUAUAACCCAGACCAGUUUGACCACGAUGGGGAUGACGUCGGUGAUGCUUGCGACUACGAUCUCGACGGUGAUGGGAGGAGCAUCGAAUGGGCAAGGAACAUUGAUAACUGUCCAUCAGUGAUGACUAAUGACCAAACAGACAGUGACGGAGAUGAACAUGGGGAUGCCUGUGACAACUGUCCCUCAACGCCCAACUUGACACAGCGUGACGCAGAUGGUGACGGUCUUGGGGACGAAUGUGACCCGGAUAUGGAUAAUGAUGGUCUUGCCAAUGGAGGUGACAACUGCCCCGACGUCGUCAACGCAGGCCAAGCGGACAGUGAUGGCGAUGGUGUGGGUGAUGCCUGUGAUAAUUGCCCUUCAAUUGCGAACGUCGGACAGGCUGAUGCAGACCAGGACUUUGUUGGUGAUGCCUGUGACACUGACACGGACACAGACAGUGACAGCAUCCAAGAUAACUUGGACAACUGCCCAAGCAUCGCCAACAGUGACCAAAAAGACACCGACAGUGAUGGUAGCGGUGACGCGUGCGACACAGAUGCCGAUGGCGAUGGGAUCCUCAAUACCAACGACAACUGUCCUCUUGUUCCCAACGGAGGCCAGGCUGAUUCUGAUGGAGAUGGCGUUGGUGAUGACUGUGAAGGCGACUACGAUAACGAUGGUGUUCCUGAUGGCACCGACAUCUGCCCAAAGAACGCCCAGGUCUUCACUACAGAGUUCAAAAGAGUGAUGAUAAUUCCCUUGGAGGCUCCCGAUGAUGGACCUAACUGCAACUGGCAAUUUUUAGCUGGAAGGACAGGCUUCUUCCAGAGAGACGAAGGAGACACCUCUGCUGCCGUCGGUGAUGUGAGUCUUGGCAGUGUUGACUACGAAGGAACCUUUACGAUUGAGAGCACCGAUGACGACUUCGUGGGAUUUGUUUUCAGUUUCCAAGACAACCGCAAGUUCUACAUGGUGAAUUUUAAGGAGGCCGCUCAGCAGCUCUCCACACCAGCCAUCAGCGACCAGGGUCUUCAUCUCAAGCUUGUCGAAUCUUCUACCGGGCCUGAUUUGGAUCUCCAGUACGGGAUCUAUAACAGUGCCACUUCCCCGGGCCAAUCCAAUAAAUGGAAAACUUCUUUGCUAACUGGAGGCUGUGUGGAACAAAAACUGUUCCCCCCUCCUCUCCCUUCCACGCAGGUCACCCUCCUCUGGCAAGACAAGAGCGUGCGGUGGAAGCCCAACACGUUCUACCACUGGAAGGUCCUCCACCGCCCCAACAUCGGCCUCAUCCACUUCACCAUGUACGAGAAUGGGAAGUUUUUGAGCACUUCGGGGAACAUCUACAACUCCAGGCUCAAGGGCGGACGGCUCGGGCCUUACAGCUACUCGCAAAGGAGGAUUCUGUGGGUCUACCUCAAGUAUAGCUGUAACGAAAAAGUGCCCCAGGCGAUAUACGACGACCUGCCACCCGCUCUCCAGGCCCAAGUCGAGGUCGAAGACGGAACCUACCAACCUUCUGGAGUCUGAAGCCCACCGGAUUGUGAAGCAGUCUCUGUUGGCUGAUUCGACCCGCAUCAGGAGGAAGGAUUCUGUAGAGCGACACACCACUCAGCACCCCCCCCUCCCCCCCUCUUUAGAUGAUCACUACAGAUAUUGUUCCGCGUGUGGUUGAGUAUCCUACCAUAGCGUACACAUGUGCGUGUGUGAUGUGCAUGUUUUUAUGUAUAUGUAUAUUUGCGUAUGAUUGUGCGUGCGUUUAGACUCGUGUACGUGUCUGCGAGUAAGUGUGCAUGCUGAAUUGUGUGCGAUAUCUCUUGCGGCGUGCAUGAGUAUCUCUUCUCUUUGCGGCGUGCAUCUCUUCCCCCUUUUUUAUUUACGAUGUGGGAAUUCAUACACUUAACUGAAAUUAUGAUGUUUGUGGAGAGAUGCACUUGUUGACUGUCAGUUCAGUCUUUGUUUUCAUAUAAAUGAUUUAUAUAUGGUUUUAUCUAUUUAUCACUUUUAAUCCCAUAUAUUUUAGUUGUUUUGUCUAUUAUUUUCUAGUUUAAAAGUGGUCACACGUCUCGACCGCAACGUCAAGGUGUCCCCGCGGCCCAUUUGUAUUCUUUGAAAAUACAUAAACCUGUUCUGCUGCACAAGAGGGCGUUUCUUUCC
This is a messenger RNA of Penaeus vannamei (Pacific white shrimp), 2856 nucleotides long. The record is from RefSeq and is a predicted model, not a curated record. NCBI's taxonomy places the organism in Eukaryota, Metazoa, Arthropoda, Malacostraca, Decapoda, Penaeidae.